ACCGCCUCUUAUCUUCUACAUUCACAUUUUGGUCAUUUAGCAGAUGCUCUUAUCCAGAGCCACUCACAGUUGGUGCAUUCAACUAAGCAUUUCAGAGACCCAAGACGAGAGAAUGGGGAAUGAGAGCAAUACAUCUUGCGACAACAUAGAUGACAAUGUCAUACCUAAAUCAUACAGAUAUGCAUUGCUGUCAAUAUACACUAUAGUGCUUAUUGGAGGGAUCAUCAGCAUGUCCCUCAUGAUCAACAACAUCAAGUUCAACGCCUGCUCGGUGACCACCACAGCCGUCUUGAACCUGAUCAUGGUCCACAUCCUCUUUCUCCUGACUGUGCCCUUCCGCCUCUAUUUCUAUGCGGCCGGCGAGUGGCAUCUCGGUCCUAACUUCUGCAAGGUGGUCAGUGCCAUGAUCCUCGCUCACAUGUACCUAGCCUUUAUCUUCUACGUGAUAAUUCUGGUGAUCCGCUAUCACGACUUCUUCAGGAGUUCUAAGCAGGUGUUCUACAGGAGGCUACAUGCCGUGGGGGCCAGUGCUGCAGUCUGGGGCCUCAUUCUAAUUGUGGUGGUCCCUUUAACUGCUGUGAAAUAUGGAUCAUCUACAGACAGUAACACAACCACCAGUGACAAUCAGUGCUUUAACUUUGGAGGGGUUUUUGAUGAGGAACAUGCUGUAGCUGUGCUGAACUACAUCCUCAGUGCUCUCAUCAUCAUACUUACAUUAGCCCUGGGCUGUUGUCAGAUGUGUAUUCUGUGGUGUGUGUACAGAACUCACAGGGCGAUGAUCUUCUCGCAACAGGAGUUUUGGGCUCAGAUCAAAAGUAUUUUCUUUAUGCUGGUCAUUAUAGUAUGCUUUGUUCCAUACAAUGCAUUCAGGAUUUACUAUGUGAGUAAUUUUAAUGCCAAUCUCCAGGUAAAGAAUGAGAUUGCUCUCGCCGUCACAACAUUCAGCUGCUUUGACAUGCUGACUUUUAUAGGGAGAGGGUCGUUCAGACCCUGUGAUACAAUAUGCUGUGUACCAUGAUUAUCAAUGCUGAUUAUUGAGUCAAAUAUUAUUCUAUUUGCACCUUAUUUGCACCAUGUUAACCAAAUGUACAAAACUACAGUGCAUAAAACAUUAGGAACACCUGCUCUUUCCAUGACAUAGACUGACCAGGUGAAUCCAGGUGAAAGCUAUGAUCCCUUAUUGAUGUCACCUGUUAAAUCCACUUCAAUCAGUGUAGAUGCAGGGGAGGAGACAGGUUAAAGAAAUAUGUUCAAGCCUUGAGACAUGAAUUGUGUCUGUGUGCCAUUCAGAGGGUGAAUGGGCAAGACAAACUAUUUAAGUGCUUUUGAAUGGGGUAUGGUGGUAGGUGCCAGGCGCACCGGUUCGAGUGUGUCAAGAACUGCAACGCUGCUGGGUUUUUCACGCUCAACAGUUUCCUGUGUGUAUCAAGAAUGGCCCACCAUCCAAAGGACAUCCAGUCAACUUAACACAACUUUUGGAAGUAUUGGAGUCAACAUGAGCCAGCACCCCUGUGGAACGCUUGCGACACCUUGUGGUCGAUGCCCAACGAGUUGAGGCUGUUCUGAGGGCAAAAGGGGGUGCAACUCAAUAUUAGGAAGGUGUUCCUAAUGUUCUGUACACUCAGUGCAUAUACUUUGAUAUCCUUCAAAGUGAGAGUUAUAACUCUUCUCAAAGGUAAAUUACUCAUUAUAGCACUUUCCUAAGUAGGAUAUGAUAAUGCCAUUUAGCAGAUGUUUUUAUCCAAAGCGACUUACAGACAUGUGUGCAUACAUUUUACAUAUUGGUUGUCCCUGGAAUUGAACCCACCAUCUUGGCAUUGUGGACACCAUGCUCUACAAACUGAUCAAAUCUGAAAAGACAAGAAAACAAACAGUGGAACUGUGUUUAUUGUUAACUCAACUCCACAUUGAUGGGUUUGUACAUGUUAGCUAAACUGAUUCCUAAAUAACCACUCACCUAGUGUGUCAUACUGUUACAUUUACAUCUAUUUCAUGCUAAUUUUGUAACAUACUGUAACAUGUAACAUGUAACAUGUAACAUGUUGAUAAAUCAUGCAAUCUUUAUAUUUUUUACAACUACAUUUUCAAUUGAAUCAUAUCUUUGAUUAAAAUGUUCCUCUUUGUUUGUUCAAUGUUUCUUGUGUUCACAGUUCCCUCCCUUUUGGGAAGACAUGUCCAUAUUAUUUAGAAAGGAAUAAUAUAAUUAAGCAAUAAGGCCAUAGGGGUUCGGUAUAUGGCUAAUAUACCAUGGCUAAGGGCUGUUCUUGUGCACAACGUAACAUGGAAUGCUUGGAUACAGACCUUAGCCAUGGUAUAUAGGCCAUAUACCACAAAUCCCUGAGGUGCCUUAUUGCCAUUAUAAGCUGGAUACCAAUGUAAUUAGAGCAGUAAAAAAAAUGUCUGAUAUACCAUGGCUGUCAACCAAUCAGCAUUCAUGGCUUGAACUACCCAGUUUAUAAUAAGAAUGAAUCUACAUCGAAUGACUGCAAUUAGUGCAGAAUCACAUUAGUGGAAACCAAGUCUGUUCUCAGGGCAGGCAUGGAUGUAGAUAAAUAUGUUUGAGUGGCGUUGAGACUAUUUUUGCAUUUUAGCUAACCCUUUCCUAACCUUAACCUAAUUCUCCUAAACCCGCCACGUUAAUUAUCCUAAUUAUGCAUGUUCUCCUAACCUGCUGCGAAAAGUUACUUAUGCUAGUCAAAACCGGCAGACCUGCCGUGAGAACAGUCUUGGUUUCCAUUAAUGCGAUACUGCUCAAUCAUUGAAAACGCUCAUCAGCUACAUUUUAAAGCAUUACAUAGCAGGAGUAGGCAUGCACAGUUCAUAAUGGGCGGCAGGGUAGCCUACUUGUUGGACUUGGACUUGUAACCGGAAGGUUGUGAGUUCAAACCCCCGAGCUGACAAGGUACAAAUCUGUCGUUCUGCCCCUGAACAGGCAGUUAACCAACCCACUGUUAAAUAAAGGUCAAAUUAAAAAUUAAAUUAAAUUUAAAAAAUGAAGUGUUGCUUAGCUUCAACAACAGCACUGCAAACUGUUACACUAACUUGCCAUAAAGUAUUGGUUGCUGCAUCUGUGGUCGACAUCAAUAGUGAUACAGUCUCGGUUGAAAAAUACAACUCCAAACAAAGCACACAAAAUGUAUAAAAUAGUGAAAGUACAUUGCAGAAGUGUAUAAAGAAACACUGCACAAAUUAGGAUGCUGACCUAAAUAAUGCCGAUAUCAGACGUUUUACAUCCAAGGCAGCGGUGUUCAACAUAAACCUGUGAUCAGUGAUAUAUAUUGUAUAACAUAUGCACUUAUUUUAGGGUCCAAACAAUAAAAAUGGGUCCCUGUCUGGAUAUUGUUUCUGAAGGAAGUAGGAGAUCACAAUUACUGAACUCCUUUGACGCUACAGCAACCCCAUUUACUACAGGCCAAUUGUACAAUCUACUACCUGGAGUUUAUUUGCUUACUUACAGGCUCUAACCAACAGUGCAAAAAGGUAUUAUGUGAACAAUAGGUAAGUAAAUAAAUAAAAACAACAGUAAUAUGACAGUGAAAAAUAACAGUAGCGAGGCUAUAUACAGUAGCGAGGCUAUAACAGUAGAGAGGCUGCAUACAGGCACCGGUUAGUCGGGCUGAUUGAAGUGGUAUGUCUAUGUAGAUAUGGUUAAAGUGACUAUGCAUAUAUGAUGAAGUGAGAGUAGCAAUAGCGGAAAACAGGGGUUGGCGGGUGGCGGGACACAAUGCAGGUAGCCCGGUUAUCCAAUGUGCGGAGGCACUAGUUGGUCAGGCCAAUUGAGGUAGUAUGUACAUGAAUGUAUAGUUCAAGUGACUAUGCAUACUGUAUAUGAUAAACAGAGAGUAGAAGCAGCAUGA
This is a messenger RNA of Oncorhynchus keta (chum salmon), 3857 nucleotides long. RefSeq names its product probable G-protein coupled receptor 141. The transcript has 2 exons. Gene Ontology annotation, cellular component: membrane. Gene Ontology annotation, molecular function: G protein-coupled receptor activity; oxysterol binding. Lineage: Eukaryota; Metazoa; Chordata; Actinopteri; Salmoniformes; Salmonidae. Gene Ontology annotation, biological process: G protein-coupled receptor signaling pathway. Bases 44 to 1018 code for a protein of 324 amino acids. The record is from RefSeq and is a predicted model, not a curated record.